AUGAAAUAAAAACAUUGUGGUUGAUUUCUCGAUUAUCUUUAAUAAAACUUACAAUUUUUUAAGCAUUUUUUUGUAGUUUUAUGUAAGAGAAGAACAUUCGAAACAUUUCAUUUCUGUUUAAAUUCAUUUUAUAAAAGUUUUCUUUUCUAAAUAAACAAUAUGCCGUUUAUGAAAGGACGGGCUCCAAUUCGCAGAACUAUUAAAUAUCUUGAGGCCGGUAAAUUGGUGCUGAAAGAAAAUAUUCGCAUAUUUAGUAUCAAUUAUAAUACUUUUGCUGAUAAUCACAGUGGUGCCCGAGAAAUAGUAUUUUGGAAUAUACCACAAAUACAAUAUAAAAAUCCAGCUGUUCAGGUUAUAACAUUUAAGAAUAUGACACCUACACCAUUUGUUAGAUGUUACUACGAUGAUGGAAAGCAGGUUCUUGUGGAUAUAGAUAACAGAAAUAGAACGGAAAUUUUAGAUCAUUUAAUUAAAGUUUUUGGUAAAUCAAAAGAACAAUUGGCUAUGGAGGCAUUUUUAGCGGAGAAAAAAGAUAAUCCAGCUAAUUUUGGUUAUGGUUGUGACAGACACUGCAUAUGUGAAAUACUCGGACAAGUCCCUUGUCCAGGUACAGUACCUCUACCAUUGCAUAUGAGAGGCAAAAACAAAUAUCAACAACAGUAAUUAAUAUCACUAUUUGCUUUUUUUGUUCAUGAAUAUAGUGUACAAGUAAAUAUAAAUAUUUAUAAGUAUGGUA
This is a messenger RNA of Condylostylus longicornis, 736 nucleotides long. It is a transcript of the gene mRpS25, whose product is annotated as probable 28S ribosomal protein S25, mitochondrial. The transcript has a single exon. Gene Ontology annotation, molecular function: structural constituent of ribosome. Gene Ontology annotation, cellular component: mitochondrion. The record is from RefSeq and is a predicted model, not a curated record. NCBI's taxonomy places the organism in Eukaryota, Metazoa, Arthropoda, Insecta, Diptera, Dolichopodidae. Bases 160 to 663 code for a protein of 167 amino acids.